Messenger RNA from Drosophila guanche, 897 nucleotides. RefSeq names its product antigen 5 like allergen Cul n 1. Lineage: Eukaryota; Metazoa; Arthropoda; Insecta; Diptera; Drosophilidae. Bases 17 to 877 code for a protein of 286 amino acids. The record is from RefSeq and is a predicted model, not a curated record. The transcript is spliced from 2 exons.
AAAUUAUUUUCUUGAGAUGCGGUUCAAGCUUAGAAUAGCGGUCUGUCUGAUGUUGAUCAGCAAUGAAGUGGGUUCCACAGAUUACUGUAGGAAGGAUCUCUGCCCGCCAUUGAGUAGGCACAUUGGCUGUGAGAAUUAUGGGGUAUGUCCGCGUGGAAUCUAUGGUUUCUUUGGCAAGGACUUUCAUGAGAGUUGCGGCACUGGUGCGGUCAUCCUGCAGUUUCCCAUGCAUCUGCAGGCACAGCUGUUGUCUAGCCUAAACUCAUUCCGCAAUGCCAUAGCUCUGGGAAGGUAUCCUCCAUUCAGACCAGCAGCCAGAAUGAGCACGUUGCGAUGGAGCGAGGAGCUGGCAGGGCUGGCCAAGUUCGCUCUGCGAGGCUGCGAUAAUUUGCAAGAGCACUGCAGCAACACGAACGAGUUUAAGUAUGUAUCCUACAUCUAUGGGAGAACUCGAUGGCAGCACAAUGCGAAGACAGCACAUUCGGUUGUGCAGUAUGUGCUGCAGUUCUGGAUGGACGAUCACAAGAGAUGCACGAUCGAUCACAUCAAUGCGAUUAGGCCACCGAAAGAUGGAAAAUGCCGCGGAUACUUCACUCAGCUGGUCCAAGACCAUGCCGAACAUAUUGGUUGUGCGUUGAUGGAGCGGCGUACCGGCAACGGCAGCGGUCAGUACUCCUACGGACUACUCUGUCAAUUCUCGCGUGGGAAGAUUUUCAGCCAGCGUGUUUACGUAGAGAGUGUGCAUCCGGGUGAAUGGUGUUUUUCUGGGGCAAAUGCCAACUACCAGGGACUCUGCUCGCUCGAGGAGCUUAUCAAUCCGAAUGCUGUGCAAUUGGACACUCUCCAUUUGCCCCAAUCGGUCACGGGUGCUGAAUAAAGAAAAGCAAAUUAGCUUGA